AUGUCGGGACAUUCUCACAACACCCAUAGAGGGACCCCCAAUCGCAACCAGGCCCGUGGUGCAGUACCAUUCACCAGCAGCCCUGGUGGUGGUUCCAACAUCCCUCGGCCUGUCCUCGAACCCUCACCGCCUACCGAGACUGGAUCUGCGGUCAGCGCCAGUCGUCAGAAGCAGAGCAAGCGUGAUGAGGCCAUCCGAAAGAAGCUCGAAAAUGAUCUCUCAAAGAAGAAGAACCUCACAAGCCGAGCUCGCCACUCCCGAAAGGCUCCUCCCGGAACUGUUCUCGCCCUGAAGCCCAGUCAGGCUCUUCAGAUCAAACCUGGUACCACCGUCUCUGAGGCUGCUCAGUUGAUGGCUGCGAAGCGGGAGGACUGUGUCUUGGUAACCGACGAUGACGACCGAAUUGCUGGUAUCUUCACCGCCAAGGAUCUUGCCUUCCGUGUUGUGGGAGCUGGACACAAGGCCUCUGCCAUUACUAUUGCCGAAAUCAUGACCAAGAACCCUCUCUGUGCUCGAACCGAUACCAGUGCCACCGAUGCCUUGGAUCUUAUGGUCCGAAAGGGAUUCCGACAUUUGCCAGUUAUGGACGAGAAUCAAGAUAUUUCGGGUGUGUUAGAUAUUACCAAGUGCUUUUACGAUGCUAUGGAGAAGCUUGAGCGUGCCUACUCGUCUUCCCGAAAGCUUUACGAUGCCCUCGAGGGCGUCCAGUCUGAGCUGGGCUCUACCCAGCCCCAGCAGAUUAUCCAGUACGUUGAAGCUCUGCGCAGCAAGAUGUCUGGGCCUACUUUGGAGACCGUGCUUAACGGUGUUCCCCCCACCACCGUGAGCGUGCGAACUUCGGUCAAGGAGGCUGCCCAGCUCAUGAAGGAGAACCGUACAACCGCUGUUCUCGUUCAGGAUCAGGGUGCUAUUACGGGUAUCUUUACCAGCAAGGAUGUCGUUCUGCGAGUUAUUGCACCUGGUCUGGACCCCGCCAACUGUAGCGUCGUGCGUGUCAUGACCCCACACCCCGACUUUGCUCCCAUCGAUAUGACCCUCCAGGCUGCUCUCCGCAAGAUGCAUGAUGGCCACUACCUGAACCUGCCAGUCAUGGACGGCGGUGAGAUCGUUGGUAUGGUUGAUGUUCUCAAGCUCACCUAUGCUACACUUGACCAGAUCAACGCUAUGUCAAACAACAAUGAUGGUGAGGGUCCUGCUUGGAACAAGUUCUGGCUCUCGCUGGACGCUGAGACGGAGUCCAUGAUGUCGGGAGAGGGCAGCCAAGCUCAGCACACAAACCUUGGUUCCCGCCUCACAUCCCCGGAUAUGGUUCGGGAUCGUAUCAAUGACACUGUUGCUCCAGGAGAUUCAGCCUCUCAUGUCGGCAUGGAUUCUCCUCCUCGCUCUCUUCUCCCGGAUGUUCUUGAACAUCAGCUUCCCGAGGAAUUGCCCUUCCCCUUCAAAUUCAAGGCCCCAUCCGGCCGAGUUCACCGCAUGAAGAUUACUGCUACAGAGGGUAUUGAGACUUUCGUCAAUGCUGUGGCUUCCAAACUUGGUGCAGAGGCAGACAGUAUCGGCGGAGUCCCUCCUGUUGUUGACGGCAAGAUUGUGGGUGAUGGAUUUGGUCUAAGCUUCUUGGACGACGAAGGAGACUCGAUUUCCAUUACAACCGACCACGAUCUUCUCGAGGCUGUUAUUCUUGCUCGUCAAGCGCAUCAUGACAAGGUCGAUCUCUUUGUUCAUGACCCUGAGAAGCCUCCUGCGUCUGCAGCGGCUCCCGCCACACCCUCAAUCUCGACUGGCGCCGGUCUUCGGGAGCGCCGUAAGUGGUGGCCUGAAGAUGAGGAAGAGGAAGAUGAGGACGAGGACGAGGAGGAAGAGCAUCACGCACGGAGACACCGCAAGAACCGUGCCCCCGCGCACCAAGCCCCGGAGCAGCUUAUUGCCGGUGUGCCGAAUGAGCUUAUUCUCCCUGGCGCCAUUGUCACAUUGGCUGUUGCCAUCGUGGGUGUUUUUACCAUAGCCAGGCUCAGCAGCCGGUAA
This is a messenger RNA of Fusarium sp. VM40, 2022 nucleotides long. Lineage: Eukaryota; Fungi; Ascomycota; Sordariomycetes; Hypocreales; Nectriaceae. The record is from the annotation of a GenBank genome assembly.